CAAACAUCUUCACUCAUUGUUGAGAGAAGAAAAGAAGUUAACAUGGUAGAAUUUUAUGAGUUAUUAUUGGCUGUGGUAGUUUCACUCAUUGUGGUGACGUUAUUUCAUUGGAUCUAUCAGUGGAGAAAUCCGAAAAUCAAUGGAAAACUACCACCAGGAUCCAUGGGUUUUCCGAUCAUUGGAGACACUUUUGAGUUCAUGAAGCCUCAUGACGUUCUUCAAUUUCCGACAUUCAUCAAAGAGAGAGUUCUCAGAUACGGACCAGUUUUUCGGACAAGCUUAUUUGGAAGCAAAGCUAUAAUCUCGUUGGAUUUUGAACUGAACCUGGAAAUAGUAAAGGCAAAUCAUGUUCCAGGUACAAAAUAUUUGAAGCUGAAGAUGGUAGAAGACGUCGAUGUUUUGGCUCGCACAUACAUGGAGGAAGGAGCCAGGAACGGCUGUCUUGACGUCAAGGAAACAGCAAGCAAGAUCUUAAUUGAAUGUCUUGCAAAGAAAGUUAUGGGUGAAAUGGAACCAGAGGCAGCAAAAGAACUUGCACUAUGUUGGAGAUAUUUUCCAAGGGAUUGGUUUCAAUUCUCUUGGAACAUUCCUGGGACUAGUGUCUAUCGAAUGAUGAAGGCAAGAAAGCGGAUGAUGAAAUUAAUAAAAGAAACAGUAUUAAAGAAGAGAGCAUCAGGAGAGGAGUUUGGAGAGUUUUUCAAGAUUAUCUUCGGAGAAAUGGAAGGCGGAGCCGAAAAAAUGAGCGUCGAGAAUGCGAUUGAAUACAUAUAUACUUUCUUUUUGAUUGCUAAUGAGACAACACCAGGGAUCCUUGCGGCUACAGUUAAAUUCAUAAGCGAUCACCCUAAUGUCAUGCAAGAGUUGCAAAGAGAGCAUGAUAGAGUUGUCCAAGGUAAGCCCGAGAAGGAGGCUGGCUUAACAUGGGAAGACUACAAAUCAAUGACGUUCACCCAAAUGGUGAUAUAUGAGUCGCUUAGGAUCACAAGCACAGCGCCUACAGUACUUAGAAUAACUGAUCAUGAUUUCCAAGUUGGUGAUUAUACAAUUCCAGCUGGUUGGAUCUUCAUGGGCUAUGCUAAUGUCCAUUUUAAUCCGGAGAAGUAUGAUGACCCUCUAGCAUUUGAUCCAUGGCGCUGGAAGAGUGACGACUUGGGCUCAAUCCUCUCCAAAUCGUACAUUCCCUUUGGCGCUGGUUCUAGACUAUGUGUAGGAGCUGAGUUCGCUAAGCUUCAGAUGGCCAUUUUUAUACAUCAUUUGUUUAGAUACAGGUGGUCAAUGAAGAAAGAGACUACAGUGCUUCGAAGGUUUAUGCUUAUGUUUCCAUGUGGAUCUGAUGUUCAAUUCUCAUAUGACACCAAAGUGGAUAAUAAUGUUGGUUAUCAGAGCUAG
Messenger RNA from Camelina sativa (false flax), 1389 nucleotides. Lineage: Eukaryota; Viridiplantae; Streptophyta; Magnoliopsida; Brassicales; Brassicaceae. The record is from RefSeq and is a predicted model, not a curated record.